Messenger RNA from Physcomitrium patens, 3292 nucleotides. NCBI's taxonomy places the organism in Eukaryota, Viridiplantae, Streptophyta, Bryopsida, Funariales, Funariaceae. The record is from RefSeq and is a predicted model, not a curated record.
AGAGAGGGAAAGGCGUUGAGCUAGCAAGUAAACCGGGCCCUUGUAAUGAAAGCAAUGAGCAGCAAGCAAAGUGAGUGAGUGGGGGGAGUGAGGGAGUGAGGGAGGGAGGCAAGACAGCCUCUAUCUAGUCUUCUUCUUCUUCUUCAUCUGCCCACCGUUUGUUGUCAUCAUCGCCCUUGCUGUGUGUGUGUGUGUGUGAUACGAUACGAUACGCACUGACUGCCCUUGUUGGCAGGACGACAGACAGCAUAUGUUUGCUUCAGCUCCUCCCUCGCAAACCCUACGAAUGCGCUGCUCUCGCUUGCCAUAAUUGCUCACAGCCUUACUUCUGUUGCUGUUACCCUGUAGAGCGUAUCUUAGCCCGUGAUGGGAAGGUCGAUCCCAAUAAUGCUUGGCGACGCAGUGUCAUGCUCCCAAUUGUCCUAAGUAGGUUCGAGAGUGGCUGUCGUUGUUGUGGCAUUGAUCGCGAAGCGGAAGCUCCGUUUGCUUUAAGGUUGUGAGAAUACGUGAAGCGCUGAAACGAUGGCUGUUUUUUGCGUUUUGUGCUGGCAUUCUUCAUUGACGUUGUCUGCAAGUUAGAGUUUGGGGGAACCUGCUACACUUCUUUUAUUACUUACUGUAAUACGGACCUCGUGAACCUUCUGCAGUUCUCUAAGAUGAGCUGAACUGCGCUACCUGCUGCCUCUGUGGCAGUAAAUGAUGCCUUCUUCUAACAGGUGGAAGCUGCUGUAACGGAGAGAAUGGCAUACUCUGCUGUAGCUCACCCGGGAAGUGAUUAUAUUGGAGAGAACGGUUUCCGGCCCCCGGAUGGACACUCUGAUGCUGGCAAUGGGGAGCUCCGAAAAAGCCUCGAGUCAGUGGACAUUGCCUCGAACGUUGAUAGUCCUAAUCAGGUCAAAGAACUUGUGGACAUCAUAGAGGCAGCAGAGGUCACAAUUCGCACUCAGGUGGAAGAAACCGAACAGUUGAGGAAUGCUUUGCGAGCAGCUGAGUUGGAGCUCCAGUCCUGCAAAAUCGGUAACCCAAAGCAAGUUGGACAAGGGGGCUACAGCUCACAACAAUCUUCCCAUGGACGAAAUAGAAAUUAUCAGGGAGAGUUUGCGUUGACGCAGCUAUCCGAUUACACAAACGGAACAGCAGAGCGCAAUAGGCACAGCAACGGCAACCUUCACGAAGGAAUGAAAAAUGGCGUAAACCAUAACCGAUAUAAUGGAACAUCUGCUACUGACGACGGGCGCCCCUUCUCUCCUCUUUCACGAAGGAAAGAUUCCGAGGCAAACUUCCUACGAGAUGCGUAUCAGGGGCUUGGAUCUCCAACUGAAUUACAAGACUCCAGCAAUCAUAAUGGCUAUCCCCGUUCACAGGAUAUGAUGGUGAGACCGUCGGAGGAGGAAUUGAAUCCAUAUUUCUUAAAAAGUCGACUCAUGGAAGCCUCAGUGAAGGAGUCUCAACUUGUUAGCGAAAAGAGGAUACUUGAGCGGCGAGUUGCAGAGCUACGUCUUGCUUAUGAUCAGCAGCAACUGGGGCUGGUCGAUGCAGCCUCGAAGGCCUUGUCGUAUCGGCAGAAUGUUCUUGAAGAGAACAUACGACUGACUUACUCACUUCAGGUGGCAGAGCAGGAGAGGACUACUUAUGUGCAAAACUUGAUGCCUCUUUUGGCUGAGUUCGACUUGCAACCUCCGGUUUCAGAUGCACAUUCGAUGGUUAGCCAUAUCAAGGUUCUCGUGCAGAAGUUACGGUCAGAAUUGGAGCUUUACGAGAAUAAAAUGAAAAAUCCACAGUUUUACCCUCAGCCAUAUCAAUCUUCUUAUCCGACAAACCAAUCAUACAAUCAUCCUCCUCAGUCUCCUACGUUUCUUCAGAGUCAUAAUUUAGAGAUUGUGCCGUCGUACUCUCAAAGACCAACAUCUCCAGUGCAACAGCUGCGACCAGGAAGACCUGGUUGGGACUCUGGUGUUUCUUCCCCUCGGUAUGGUGGAUCACGAGAUCAGGAUGGACACCUUGGUGGCCCCAACGAGCAGGAGCUUUCGGCAGAUGCGAGUGCCAUUGUGCCUCAUGACUCAGUCAGCGCCAGGCCCAAUGAUGGCCUCGAUGACUUGGAGGGCGACGAUGUUUUGUACAACGGAGCAAACAUGCGAGGGGAUCCGUCGCUGUGUAGAUCAGAUGUUGCUCGUAUAAAUUCACCGCAACUGCCUUCCUUGCCUGAAGAGCCCAAUUCUCCUAGCUGUGAAGAUAUUGACCCACUUCCAGGCAUCGUUGGCCUUCGCAUAGUUGGAGAUGCUGUCCUAGGUGGUCGGCUCACCGCAUGUGGCCACUCUAUCAAUGGCACAUCCCUUUGUAUCUUUCAGUGGGUUCGGCAUUAUCAAGAUGGAGCUGCUGUCAUGAUCGAAGAGGCAGCACAACCAGAGUAUACCAUUACUGCCGAUGAUUGUGAUAGUAUGGUAGCCAUCGAAUGUGUUCCCAUGGAUGAGUGUGGUCGCAGGGGCGAUUUGGUAACAGUGAUGGCAAACGACGGCAACGCAAUUAGUCGAGAUCCGAUGAUGCAGGAUCAAAUUGACACCUACAUGACGAACGGUCAUGCUUCGUUCGACGUGAAUAUGCUGUUACAGGACGGGACAUCUGAAAACGUUUCAGAGCCGGCAACACUAGUUUUAAGACGCUCAAAUUUUGAAUUGCGGCGGAUUAGUAGCCGUAAAGUAACUAUCAAUGAAAAAUACGUUCCUGAUGUUCUUAUUAAAAUACCCUGUGGAGAGCUACUUCAAUGUGUUAUCUGCAGAGAGGAUGGUGGCAGAGACAACUACCUGGAGUUGCGUGAUCCUCGGACGCGGGAUAUGGCAGUGCUAACUUUUCGAGCUUUUCACAAGGCCGCCAUGGAUGAGAAGAAGUCCAGACGCAAGUGGCUUAGACAUUAAACUUUGGCGUUUUGAGCUAGCUUGUCUCUGUAGAGCGUCUCGUAUGAUGUAUACUAGGGACAUUUUAUGUUGAGGAACACUGUAAACAUGUCUAUUCUAUCGAUAUAGGAGAUUUCUGAGGGAAGCUUUUUUAUAUUCUCUUUCCGACUUCGACUUGCCGAAUGCCAGCUAUCAAACGUUCGGGCCCUGGAGAGUCUAAAGUGCUCCACUUCUUCGCUCACAUUUUCGAAUCUUGAUUUAGUUUGUGCAUGUAAUUGGCUGCACAACUGGUUUAUAGCUAAUUUAAGCAUGAUUAUAUAUACUGGUCGUCUAGGAUGGUUGGCAGACGUUCUUCGUAUUCCUUUCCCUUCAUGAAGUUCCCAGAUUUGAUACCGUUUAAA